This is a messenger RNA of Scleropages formosus (Asian bonytongue), 813 nucleotides long. RefSeq lists its product as uncharacterized. The transcript has 2 exons. The record is from RefSeq and is a predicted model, not a curated record. The coding region runs from base 54 to 749 and encodes 231 amino acids. Gene Ontology annotation, molecular function: zinc ion binding; nucleic acid binding. NCBI's taxonomy places the organism in Eukaryota, Metazoa, Chordata, Actinopteri, Osteoglossiformes, Osteoglossidae.
GUCAGGUCCCAGCCGCGGCCGCCGCGGAUUACGGUGCCCUGCAGAAGGCCAUCAUGGAACGUGUCAGCCUGACGACUGAGGGCCACCGCCAGCGCCUGCGCGGUCUGCGGUGGGACAAGUCGGCCCACCCCUUCCUCUUCACGCAGUGGGUCCUGGACUCCGCCCGGCGGUGGCUGCAGCUGGAGCGGCCAAGACCAGGAGCAGAUUGUGGAGCAGGUGGCACUGGAGCAGUUCAUGGCGGCCAUGCCGACUGCCACUGCGGACUGGCUCCAGUGCCACCGACCGGACAUGCUCACAGAUGCAAUCCGCCUGGCCGAAAAUCAUCUGGCAGCAAACCCCAACAAGCCCCUAGCGCCCAGACCCGCUGCCCAUGCCGGGCCUUCGCCCGACCCCAGCCGUCCAACCCCGUGUCUCGCGCGCACUUUCACUUCCCCAGCCCGCCCUUCCCCGACCGGGAAUCCGUCGUCGCGGCGGGGUUUCCCCCUUUCCCUUUAUCCCCUUCUUUUUCCUCUCCUCGGGGGACCCCCCCAUCGGCCGGAAUGCAGGGACCAGUGUGCUGGCGGUGCGGGGAUCUGAGACAUCUGCAGCAAGAUUGUCCCGUCAUGGACAUCGGCGCCGCGGAGGACGCCAGCGCAGCUGCUCCUGGUCCAGCUCCUCGAUACCAUGUUCCGCAGUCGAGGGAAGAAACCGAGGAGAACCAGACCGAGACAACCGCUGACCUGAUCCCUGACACGAAGCCCACGUCCUGAUCGACUCGACUCUCACAGCCAGCACGAAACCUUUCCCUACCUGUUCCCUGCUCCCCCUUUCCCA